AUGUUGGUCAACACCAGGACGACGCAGUCAGUGUUUCUGCCAUCAGGAGCGGACUGCAGCCACACCCCUGACGCUACAACCACCCUCAUGGCUGCCAACGGGACCCCCAUCUGCUCCUACAGCAUGAAGCCCCUAAAAUUCUCCAUCCUGGGGCGCAAUUACAUCUGGCCUUUCAUCGUCACAGACGUCAAGACCCCUCUUCUGGGGGCGGACUUCCUAACACAACAUGGGCUUCUCGUGGAUGUAGGCUGCAAGCACCUCCUUGACACGAGGACAUGCCACUCCCUCCCACUCGCUGGAGGCCCCUGCAUCCCUACCGUUUGCUCCAUCACGUCUCACAAAUACGGCAAUCUCCUGCAGGAGUUCCCUGACAUAUUCAAGCCAGAACUCCGUCAGGUGGCCGACACCCUGGCCAAGCAUGGCGUAUUUCACCAUAUCACCACCACGGGCACCCGCACGCAUGCAAAAUUCCACCAACCCGCCUACAGGACGCAAAAAGCAAUAAGGGCGUUCUCAGAGAUGGAACGAAUGGGCAUCUGCCAGAAAGCCUCGAGCCUGUGGUCCUCACCUCUCCACAUGGUGAAAAAGUUGGACGGCACCUAG
Messenger RNA from Macrobrachium nipponense, 603 nucleotides. RefSeq lists its product as uncharacterized. Bases 1 to 603 code for a protein of 200 amino acids. The record is from RefSeq and is a predicted model, not a curated record. NCBI's taxonomy places the organism in Eukaryota, Metazoa, Arthropoda, Malacostraca, Decapoda, Palaemonidae. The transcript has a single exon.